GGAGUAUAAAUCUGAGGUGCUGCAUGUCAACAGACACUCACAGCAAGACACACACAGACGGACAGGAUGGAAGUGAAGCUGCUGUGGCUCACUGUAGUUCUUCUCUCUUCACCCCUGCUGACACUGUGUGACCCACUAUAUGCUCUCUCAGCUCCUAAUUUGCUGAGGGUGGGUUCCUCGGAAAAUGUGUUUGUGGAGGCUCAGGACUACACCGGAGGACCCCUGAAUGUGAAGAUCACAGUGAAGAACCACCCACACAAAAUCAUAGAGAUGAUGUCAAAACAAGUGACCCUGACUGCAGAAAACAAUUACCAGAUCCUUACAGAUAUAAAGAUUCCUGAUGAUAAAAACUAUUUCACUGAUGAUCCUCUGGAGAAGCAGUACGUGUAUCUACAAGCUGAAUUUCCAGGCAACCUUCUAGAGAAAGUGGUCAUGGUCUCAUUCCAGUCUGGAUUUAUAUUUGUACAAACCGACAAGCCCAUCUACACACCUGCUAGCACAGUUAAAUACAGGAUAUUCUCUCUGACUCCCAAUCUGACACCUCUCAGUCAGUCUGGAAUCUCUGUGGAAAUCAUGACUCCACAAAACAUCACCCUUGUGCAAGUGAAGAUAUUGCCAGUUAAUGGGAUGAAGUCUGGAACAUACACCAUACCUGAGGUUGCCAGCCCUGGGAUCUGGAAGGUGAUCACACGAUGCAUAAACACUCCACAGAAGAUGUUUACUGCCGAAUUUGAGGUCAAAGAAUAUGUGCUACCAACAUUUGAAGUCACAUUAACACCCAGUGAGUCAUUCUUCUAUGUGCGUGCUAAGAGUCUGACAGUCGACAUUACUGCAAAUUACCUGUUUGGACAGAAGGUAGAAGGAUAUGGAUUUGUGGUGUUUGGCGUGAUGAAAGAUGACAGUAAAACAAGGAUUGCUGCCUCUCUGCAAAGGGUUCGGAUCAAUAAAGGAAAGAGCUCUGCAGAGCUGACCAGCGAUAUGAUACUUAAGACCUUUCCAAACAUUGAACAGCUGGUUGGACACUCAAUCUAUGUUUCAGUCAGUGUUUUAACAGAAAGUGGCAGUGAAAUGGUAGAAGCUCACAGGAGAGGUAUUCAGAUUGUGACAUCACCGUACACCAUUCACUUCAAAAGAACACCGCAAUUCUUUAAACCUGGAAUGCCCUUUGAUUUCUCGGUUUAUGUGACAAAUCCCGACCAGACACCUGCUAAAAAUGUGGAAGUGGAGGUCAACCCUGGAGGGGUCAACGGUCGAACCAAAGCCAAUGGCAUUGCGAAGGUUACCAUCAAUUCUCAGGGAGGAUCUUCUACACUGGAGAUCACUGUGAAGACCAAAGAUCCAAUGUUAAGUAAAGAACAGCAGGCGGUGAAUAAGAUGACAGCUCAAGCCUACAUACCCAAAGGUGACUCCAAAAACUACCUGCACAUUGGCAUUGAUGCUGCAGAGCUUGAGAUUGGUGAUCAAAUGAGAGUCAACUUGUACACGGGAAACAGUCCAGGAGCCAAAAAUCAAGAUUAUACAUACAUGAUCUUAAGUAGAGGGCAGAUUGUGCAAGCCGACAGGUUUAAGAGGAAAGAACAAGCUCUAGUGACUUUGUCUCUACCUGUGACCAAAAACAUGCUGCCUUCCUUCCGCUUUGUGGCUUAUUACCAUGUGGGCUCUGAGGUGGUGUCUGACUCAGUCUGGGUUGAUGUGAAGGACACGUGCAUGGGAACGCUCAAACUUGAGGUGAAGGACAAGGCAAUGUAUUAUAAACCAGGAAAAGAGUUCAGCUUGCAAAUAACUGGAGACCCUGGAGCUAAAGUUGGACUGGUGGUGGUUGACAAGGCUGUGCAGGUCCUUAACAAGAACAGACUCACUCAGACUAAGAUCUGGGACAUCAUAGAGAAACAUGACACUGGCUGUACAGCAGGUAGUGGAAAGGACAGUAUGGGGGUUUUUUAUGAUGCAGGUCUGAUGUUUGAGUCCAACAGUGCAGGAGGCACCAACACCAGAACAGAACUUGACUGUCCCGCCCCUCCAAAGAGACGACGGAGAGCUGAGAGUCUUUGGCAUGUCACCACUACACUGGGUGAAGAUGAUGAUGACUACUAUAUAGAGUCUGAUAAGAUCUUAUCACGGACAAAGUUCCCUGAGGCUUGGCUUUGGGAGGAGAUAGAUCUACCAGCUUGCAAAUAUAAGAACUGUCAAACAACAUCAUUUACAAGAAAUGGAAUCUACCUGAAUGAAUCGAUCACUACCUGGCAAAUCUUAGCCAUCAGCCUGUCACAAACAAACAGUAUCUGUGUGGCAGAACCGGAGGAGAUGAUCACUUACAAGAACUUUUUCAUUGAUCUGAAGAUGCCUUAUUCAGCUGUGCGCAACGAACAAGUAGAAAUCAGAGCCAUUAUUCACAACUACAACAAAGGGAAGACGAAGGUGCGUGUGGAGUUUAUGGAGACAGAAAAUGUUUGCAGCGCUGCCAGUAAGAAGAAGAAAUACAGCACAGUGGUAGAAGUCCAGGGCCAAUCCACCAGAGCGGUUUCAUUUGUGAUUAUUCCCAUGACGGUGGGCAAUCAUGUGAUUGAACUGAAAGCUGCAUCGUAUGACUCUGUCAGCACUGAUGGAGUGAAGAAGACCUUGAAGGUGGUGUCGGAGGGUGUGCUAGUUCCAUUACAGGUCAAAAAGGUGGAGCUCAAUCCUGCUAAGUACGGAAAAGAUGGAGAGCAACAUAUAUCUGUAAGAACAGACAUACCAGAGGAUUGGGUCCCAGAUACGCCUGCUAGCACGCACAUCACAGUGACUGGUGAAGAAAUCACACAGACAGUUGAGCAGGCCAUCAGUGGAGAUUUCAUGGGUCGGUUUAUCAUCCAGCCCAGAGGCUCUGGAGAGCAGAACAUGAUCUAUAUGACACUACCUCUCAUUGCCACUCAUUACCUGGACAGCACCAAUCAGUGGGAUGCUGUUGGCAUGCACCGCCGUGAUGAAGCCAUUAAACACAUCAACACAGGUUAUCUAGGGGAGCUGGCCUACCGUAAACCAGAUGGCUCAUACGCUACCUUUAUACACAGACCAAGCAGCACGUGGCUAACAGCAUAUGUGGCAAAAGUGUUUGCUAUGGCUAAUAACCUCAUUACUAUAAAUGAGAAUGUGAUCUGCAGCACUCUCCAGUGGCUGGUUCUCAAUAAACAACUGCCAGAUGGCUCCUUUAAAGAAGAAGCACCUGUAGUUCAUGGAGAGAUGGUCGGUGAUGUACGGGGUAAUGAUGCUGAUGCAUCUCUCACUGCAUUUGUCCUGAUUGCCAUGCAAGAGGGCGUCAAGAUUUGUGCCCAAUCAGAUGGUAGUCUUCAUGACAGUAUGAGGAAGGCAGUCGACUAUUUGGAAGCCAGACUUCCAAAAAUGACCAAUCCUUAUGCUGUUGCGAUGACGUCCUACGCCAUGGCCAAUGCGGACAAACUCAAUAAAGACCUGCUGAUGAAGCAUUCCACCAAAAUGGAAGAAGGAACUGCUUGGAACACCAAUCAAAAACAUCACUCUCUAGAAGCUACAGCCUAUGCAGUGCUCGCACUCGUAAGGGCAAGAGAUUAUGACAAAGCUGGAGAGGCCGUGCACUGGCUGGCCAGACAACAGGCUCAGUAUGGUGCAAGUGGAACCACACAGGCAACCAUCAUGGUGUUCCAGGCAGUGGCUGAAUACCGCACACAGGUGAAGAACCAACAGAAUUUUGAUCUGGACGUUGAGCUGUCUGUUGCAGGAAGAAGCAAACCAGUCAAAUGGAGUUUCAGAAAGGAUACUAUGCAUGUCACAAGAUCAGACAAGGUCCAGAUGAAAAAUAUCUUCAAUGUAACUGCUAAAGGAACUGGAACAGCCACUCUAUCCGUGUUUACCCUGUACUAUGCCAAGCCUGUUGUGAAGGAGGCUGACUGUAAACAUUUCGAUCUAAGUGUCGCAAUGAAUCCAGAACACAAUGCAAAAUACCAAGGAGCCAUUGAAAGUUACAAACUUACUGUUAAAGUCCUCUACAAAAGCCAGACAAAUGAUGCCACCAUGACAAUUAUGGAUAUCAGCUUACUGACCGGGUAUAAAGUGGAUGAAGGAGAUCUUGCAGAGUUAGCCACAGGGAAGGAUCGUACUAUUCAGAAAUUUGAGAUGGACAAAGAGCUCUCGGAGCGAGGAUCCCUCAUCAUCUACUUAGAUAAGGUUUCUCAUAAAGAGCAUGAAAGGAUUUCCUUCAGAAUACACAAGAUGAAUAAUGUGGGUUUACUUCAACCUGCUGCAGUGACUGUGUAUGAAUAUUACUCUCCAGAUGCACGCUGUACAAAGUUCUACCACCCUGAAAAGAAAGAUGGCGCUCUAAACCGACUGUGCUUAAACAAGGAAAUAUGUCAGUGCGCAGAAGAAAACUGCAGUUACCAGAAAAAAAACAAUGUCGACGAAGAUUUGCGUUCGGAUAAAGCCUGUGAAGCUGGCAUGGAUUAUGUUUAUAAAGUCAAAGUGGUGAAAAUGGAUCUGUCACAACACUCAGACUUUUAUAAAAUGAAGGUGGAGAAAGUCCUGAAAGAAGGCUCUGAUGAAGAAGUGGAAGGACAGGAAAGAGCCUUUCUGGGUCAUCCAAAAUGCAGAGAAUCUUUGUUAUUACAAGAAGGAAAGUCGUACCUCAUAAUGGGCAAAUCCAUUGAUCUGCCUAAGCUAGGAGGAAGAAUACAGUACAUCUUGGAUGAGCAGACCUGGAUUGAAUACUGGCCAACAAGAGAGGAAAGUCAUACUGCACAGUACAGGGAAUCGUACAUCGGCAUCACUACUCUCGAGAAUAAGCUACAAACAGAAGGAUGCUCUACAUAAAUAUAUAACAAAUGAUUAUAUUACAGAAGAUCAAACAUAUUCUCUCUUGCAUACUAUUCUUCAGUUGACCCUAAAUAAAGCUUUUUUUUUUUUUUUAAAUAAUAAUAAUAAUAAUAAUGUUUUGGACAAGAUACUUUAUUAUAAUUUCAUA
Messenger RNA from Xyrauchen texanus (razorback sucker), 4972 nucleotides. RefSeq names its product complement C3-like. The coding region runs from base 67 to 4821 and encodes 1584 amino acids. The transcript has 40 exons. Gene Ontology annotation, molecular function: protein binding; endopeptidase inhibitor activity. Gene Ontology annotation, cellular component: extracellular region. Lineage: Eukaryota; Metazoa; Chordata; Actinopteri; Cypriniformes; Catostomidae. The record is from RefSeq and is a predicted model, not a curated record.